Heterobasidion irregulare TC 32-1 is the source of this 1542-nucleotide messenger RNA. RefSeq names its product thioredoxin protein disulfide isomerase. The transcript has 7 exons. The coding region runs from base 256 to 1542 and encodes 428 amino acids. Gene Ontology annotation, molecular function: protein-disulfide reductase activity; protein disulfide isomerase activity. Gene Ontology annotation, cellular component: endoplasmic reticulum lumen. Gene Ontology annotation, biological process: response to endoplasmic reticulum stress. The record is from RefSeq and is a predicted model, not a curated record. NCBI's taxonomy places the organism in Eukaryota, Fungi, Basidiomycota, Agaricomycetes, Russulales, Bondarzewiaceae.
AGUUGCUCACACACAGACAGCCUGUAUCGUAGCCGGCACUCGAAUUCUCACGAAAUUCCAUUGCGAGAGGUUCCGGGCUGAGCAAGCCAACACGGCGCGCUGGUAAGAACGCGGCCAUUCCCAUCUGCCUCUCGCAGAAUCUGCCACGUCAGUGCGAAACCGAGUUGAUCACAAACCUAUAAGAUCCAGUCUCCCACCCGCCUGCCUGCUUCAUAAGUAUUCUCUGAGCCUCUCUCCUCCUCGACGCCGGUCAUCAUGCUGCCUCAACUAUUGGCCUUGACCCUAGCGAUCGCGCCUGCGGCCGUGUCCGCUGGUCUGUUCCCGUCGAAUUCGCUCGUGAAGCACUUGGACGCGAAGGGUUUCAGGCAAGCCCUCAAGGAGAACCGGACGAGUGUGAUAGCCUUCGUGGCGCCAUGGUGUGGACAUUGUCAGCGGAUGGCGCCAGAGCUCAGCAAGGCUGCGCUGGGCCUGUACCCACUAAUACCCACAUAUGCCGUCGACUGCGAUGACGCGAAGAACCGACAAGUGUGUGCAGAACAGGGCGUGAAAGGCUUUCCCACCGUCAAGCUCUUCCCGCGGGGUAAAGACGUCAAGCCCAUCACAUUUGAAGGCGGUGAGCGUACGGCGAGCGCAUUUUACUACUGGGCAACGAGACGCGUCCCAAACAAGAACAAGAAGUUAUACCACCUCGAAGACAUCGAGCCCUGGGUGACAAAAAACAUUGAGAAGAACCGCGUGCUGUUGCUGAACAAGGGCAAGACGGUGCCGCUGCUGUGGCAGGUCCUCGGGAACAAGUACAAGGACCAGCUCGAGUUCGGCAGCCACCGCGAUCGCAAGGGCAAGACCGGCAAGGCGCUCGGCGUCGGGAUGGGCGGGAAGAAGGAGUCGCGGGUGCUCGUGUACCCCGCCGGCUCUACAUCGCCCGUCGUCUUCGAAGGUAUUUUGAAACACGACUCGCUCUCCAAGUUCUUCGACUCCGUCAUCGACGGCUCCGCGGACCUGAAGGUCGUGAACGCGCAGGCGAAGGACGAGGAGUUCGCGCUUACGGAGGAAGAGCUCGAGAUUGAGCGGCAGCAGGAGGCGCAGCGCAUCGCGCUCGCUCACGGCGGGUUCACGGAGAUGAUCGACUUCGAGGAGGCGGUGAAGAAGUACGGCGCGGACUUCCACGACGCGCACGGGUACGGCGGGAUGAUGGGCGAGAUGCCGAAGAAGAAGGAUGCCGCCGCGGCCGCGGAGGAGGGCACCGCGAAGCAGAGGAAAGAGGAGGACCCGAUCCACAAGAUCUUGAAACACCAGCAGGAGAAGGAGAAGGAGAAGGAGCGCGCGCAGCGGGAGACGACGCCGAAGACGGGCGACGGCGGGCAGAUCGUGUUCCAGGCGAAGACCGAGACCGGCCACCGACCGACCAGCACGGCGCAGAAGCCCAAGGCUACCGAAUCGGCCGGCGACGUCCCGUCGGAAUCUGCCGAGACGCCUGCGCCUCCCGCCGAAUCGACCUCAGCGUCGAACGAGGAGGCGGGCCAUGUCAAGGACGAGCUCUAG